Aspergillus clavatus NRRL 1 is the source of this 1326-nucleotide messenger RNA. RefSeq names its product lytic polysaccharide monooxygenase AA11 family protein. The record is from RefSeq and is a predicted model, not a curated record. Bases 1 to 1326 code for a protein of 441 amino acids. The transcript has a single exon. NCBI's taxonomy places the organism in Eukaryota, Fungi, Ascomycota, Eurotiomycetes, Eurotiales, Aspergillaceae.
AUGUUCUUCUCCAAGUCGGGUAUCAUGGCUGCUGCCAUGCUGGGUGUCUCGGCCGUUGAAGCCCAUAUGCUCAUGCGUCAGCCCACUCCUUACAGCGCAUCGACGCUCAACAAUUCCCCGCUCGCUGCCGAUGGCAGUGACUUCCCCUGCAAGCUCCGCCCCAAUGCUUUUGAAGCUCCUGCGCAAGAGACCAUCGUCCAGAUCGGUCAAUCUAUGCCUUUGACCUUCACCGGCAGCGCUGUCCAUGGUGGUGGUUCUUGCCAGGUCAGCUUGACUACCGAUCUGGAGCCUACCAAAGACUCUAAGUGGAUGGUGAUCAAGUCGAUCGAAGGUGGAUGCCCUGCGAAUACCGAUGGUAACCUCUCUGGUGGCCCUGACUCCCCGGACCCGUUCGAGUUCAACUAUUCCAUUCCCGCUGGCAUUGAGCCGGGCAAGUACACUCUGGCCUGGACAUGGUUCAACCGUAUCGGCAACCGUGAGAUGUACAUGAACUGCGCCCCCAUCACUGUCGCCGGCGGCUCCUCCAAGCGCGAGGUCGCCUCCGCUGAGGAAGUGGAGGUUGAGAAGCGGUCCGCCAACUUCCCCGCCAUGUUCGUGGCCAACAUCAACGGCUGCAGCACUACUGAAGGCGUUGACAUUCGUUUCCCCGACCCCGGUGACAAUGUGCAGUACGCCGGCAACCCCAGCAACCUUGAAGCCGCCGGCAAGCCCGCCUGCAAUGGUGUCCCCGCCUGGACUGUUGGUGCCGGCUCUAGCUCUCCUGCUACUGCUUCGAGCCCCUCUGCCACAUCUGUUGGCGGCGGUGUCAGCAUCAGCGUUGGUGUCUCUGUCGGUGCUACUGCUGCUCCUACCGCAGCCCCUGAGUCCGAGUCGAGCAGCGGCGAGUCCGCCGGAGCUGAAGCCGGCCCUGGCGUCUUCGCUCCUACUUCGGUCACGGUUAUCCCUCAGCCUGUCGCCUCCUCGUUGUCCUCUGCCAGUAGCUCUGAAUCGGGCUCCCAGUCUAGCUCUACCUCUAGCUCUACCUCUAGCUCUACCUCUAGCUCUGCCUCUAGCUCUGCCUCUGGAUCGACCUCCAGCUCCACUUCCACCACCUCUGGUGCUCUGACUGGUGCCUGCAAUACUGAGGGUCUCUGGAACUGCAUCGGGGGCGCCUCCUUCCAGCGCUGCGCCAACGGCCAAUGGUCUGAGGUUCAGCAGAUGGCGGUUGGCACACAGUGCACCACUGGUCAGCAUCAAGACUUUGCCGUCACAGCCACUGCCCUCAAGCCUCGCAUGAUCAGCGCCAUGCGCCACAGGCGUCGUGCCCACGGUGGUCACUCCCACUGA